AGUCAGUGUUGGAAUCACGAGCUCUUCAGUCUCGCGCUCCUCCGCUGCUUCACAGACCUUCAUUUCUCUAGACGCACACACACAGAUCCGGAUCACAGGUGCAACAAACAUACCUCCAUCUGCAGGCGUUCAAAGAAGAAAAGGGAAUAUAUAUACAUCGCGUGUGAUUGUGCGAUGGCUUUAUAAGGCUGUGUUUGAGAUCUCUGGGAACAAUCGUCAGCAGAAUGUAUAGACAAGCGGCGAGAGAGACCUUCCUCAUCCUCUUCCUCAUCAUCAGCCUGAUGUGGCCCAUACAUUCAGAGAUCUCCAACUGCGUCAUAAAACGCGAGGAGGAGAGAUGCUUGGAGCGAAUCGCGCUGCACGACCCCAAAGACGACCAAAAAUUCGAGUGCCCGUGGGAGUGGGAUAAUCUGACCUGCUGGCAGGCGGCGAGUGUUGGAGACGUGGUGGAGGUGAACUGUCCCGAGCUCUUCGAGUUCAUGAGUCCAGAGGAAGGGCUUGGGAAGAUCAGCAGAAACUGUACAGAGUUCGGUUGGUCUGAACCGUAUCCACACUAUGUGGAUGCCUGUAUGACUGAUGAAAACACAACCAAACCUGACAUGUAUUACGCGUCAGUGAAGGCUCUGUAUACUGUGGGCUACAGCACGUCUCUGGUGUCUCUGACCACUGCUAUGGUCAUUCUGUGCCGCUUCAGGAAGCUUCACUGCACCAGGAACUUCAUCCACAUGAACCUGUUUGUGUCCUUCAUCUUGAGGGCCAUUUCUGUCUUCAUUAAAGAUGGAGUCCUGUACGCAGAGGAGGACAGUGACCACUGCUUUGUCCACACUGUGGGCUGUAAAGCGGUGAUGGUGUUUUUCCACUACUGCGUGAUGUCAAACUACUUCUGGCUCUUCAUCGAAGGCCUUUAUCUCUUCACUCUAUUGGUCGAAACCUUCUUUCCAGAAAGACGCUACUUCUACUGGUAUACCAUCAUCGGCUGGGGAACGCCCACCAUUUGUGUGACCAUAUGGGCUGUUCUGCGCCUUCAUUUUGAUGAUUCUGGCUGCUGGGACAUGAAUGAUAACACUGCCCUCUGGUGGGUGAUCAAAGGCCCUGUGGUGGCAUCAAUCAUGAUCAAUUUUGUGCUGUUCAUUGGGAUCAUCAUAAUCCUGGUGCAGAAGCUGCAGUCUCCAGACAUCGGCGGAAACGAGUCCAGCAUUUAUCUCAGCUGUGCACAGAAAUGCUUCAGUGAGCCCACACAGGCCGUCCAGCAUUCGUGCAGGAUGUCAGAGCUUUCUACCAUCACGCUACGUCUGGCACGCUCCACCCUGCUCCUCAUCCCUCUGUUUGGGAUCCACUACACUGUGUUUGCCUUUUCCCCGGAGGACUUCAGCAAGCGGGAGCGACUGGUCUUUGAGCUCGGCCUGGGCUCAUUCCAGGGGUUUGUUGUGGCUGUGCUGUACUGCUUUCUGAAUGGAGAGUUUCUCCCUAAAGGUGCAGUCGGAGAUAAAGAGGAAAUGGAGGAGUUGGACGGUGAACAGGUACUUUGCUGUGGACCUGAAGCAGCAGCGUCACCCUUCGCUAGCGAGCAGUGGGGUGAACGGGGGGACGCAGCUGUCCAUCCUCAGCAAGAGCAGCUCUCAGAUACGCAUGUCCAGCCCUCUGGCCGAGACGGUCAACCUCAACCUGCCAACCUGAGCGCCUGAUUGGCCCAAUCCGUCCCUAAAGCCCCGCCCUUCAACUCACUCUCUUCACCUGUUCUAGGGCCGACCAAUCACAAUUAGACAUGAACUAUUAAAUUUUCACGAGUUCCCUGAAUAGUACUUCAUGAGAUCAAAAUUUUAUUUUGGUUUUGCUAGCUCACAUUGCAAUUCUUUAGGUGAACGAUUAUCCGUGCAAGAUAAUUCGCUGAAUAAAAAAACAGUUUGUUUUGGUAAUCUUCAAUCAAAGUAUGAAUGUAUUAGAAGGGGCGGGGCUUCUUUGAUGACGUCAGUUUGACGGCUUCAGUCACAAUAUUUUUAACCACGCCCCUCCUACCGUUAGUUUGAGGGAAUGAUGCGCAAAAAUAAAGCCCCACCCACUACUUAAUAUUCUGUUUCAGUUGGAAGUACAUCAACACACACUGAAAUGAAAAAAACAACAUAGUUAAACCAGACUUUCCAACUUAUUAGGAGAUUAAAAAAUAGA
Messenger RNA from Danio aesculapii, 2166 nucleotides. RefSeq names its product adenylate cyclase activating polypeptide 1a (pituitary) receptor type I (gene adcyap1r1a). Gene Ontology annotation, biological process: cell surface receptor signaling pathway; adenylate cyclase-modulating G protein-coupled receptor signaling pathway. The transcript is spliced from 15 exons. Bases 225 to 1685 code for a protein of 486 amino acids. The record is from RefSeq and is a predicted model, not a curated record. Gene Ontology annotation, molecular function: vasoactive intestinal polypeptide receptor activity; G protein-coupled peptide receptor activity; peptide hormone binding. Gene Ontology annotation, cellular component: plasma membrane; neuron projection. Lineage: Eukaryota; Metazoa; Chordata; Actinopteri; Cypriniformes; Danionidae.